Messenger RNA from Setaria italica (foxtail millet), 959 nucleotides. RefSeq lists its product as uncharacterized. Lineage: Eukaryota; Viridiplantae; Streptophyta; Magnoliopsida; Poales; Poaceae. The transcript is spliced from 3 exons. Bases 348 to 824 code for a protein of 158 amino acids. The record is from RefSeq and is a predicted model, not a curated record.
CUUGGGGGCCUUUAUCACAUAUGAACUCGAUUGGCCUAAGUGACUUGGAUUUGUUUGGCAUGCCCACAGGGGCCCCACCAUGACAGUAAAACUAAUGACAGGAGAGAAUCUUAAAUCCCCUCCCCUCCCCCUCCUGCCUCACCAGAUUUGAUACAUAUGCCUGUUGCUUCUCAGCAGGGCCAGAAGCUGUGCCUUUUGCCUAGCACUAGCUACCAGGAGAUCUUCCUGUGAGAGGUGUCCAACAACUUCAGAGGAACCAGCAAUUCAGCAGUGGGAGCUCCGAGGCAGAGGCACACCGUUCAGGGCAGUAAGCCGAUACUUCUGCGUGGGUUGGGACUUGGGAAGAGAUGGAGAAGGAACACAUCAAGAUGGCCAUGCUGAAGCAAGAACAGACAUUCAGACAGCAGGUUCAUGAGCUGCACCGGGUGUACCGAGUUCAGAAGCAGCUGAUGAUGCAGAUGCAGGUUACUGAGACGAAAAACUAUUGCAACAUAGCUGCCGACGGACAAACUGAAUCAACAGUAAAGCUCGGUCGCCAACAAUGGUGCGCUAGCUCAGGCGACAAGGAGGCUACACUGGCAGAAGACUUCAACCUGGAGCUGACUCUGGCAACAGGUACUGGAAGGAGGAAGCAAGAGAAGCCGUCCAACUCAGACUCCGAAGCAACAAUAUCGUCAUCAACAUCUGCAGAAUCAGAGUCAGGGCGGAGAUUUGUGCCUGAGAAUGUAACCACCCUGAGGUUCCAGAAUGAGAGCAAUAGGCAUGAUGAUAAGGUCAUGCAGUCUCCUUGGCUCUACCAAUGUUUAAGUCUCAAGAUGGCAUGAGGGAGUAGUUAGGGUUGGCAUGAGAGUGCCUCAAGACUCAAAGCUCAAACAAAAACAAAUGCAUUGCUAUAUGUACAUUACAAGCAAAUUCGUUGCAACUUUAGAAGUGAGCUCAAAAGAAACAAACAUGAUCAA